AUGAUUGCCCAUAAAGGACGAGAAGGAAAGAGGGGCAAGUUAAAAAUGUCGAAAAAUAUAGAGCGUUUAUAUAAAGAAGUAAAAUGCCGUGAUUGUUCAGUGGUAGUGACGCGAAUGGACUUUGCGAAGAUCUUAGGGAAAUUUACCAAAGUGAAGAUACAAUAUGAAAGUAGUUCGUCACCGAAAAGCAAUAAAAACAUAGAUGCAUAUACACAUAAUGUAAACGCAAGACUAAAAAAUAAUGAAAAUGGUAUGGUCCUCAUUCGCAGAAAUGUCUAUAACCAGCAUCCAGCCAAAGAACCAUUUACGAAAAAAAAGCAUAAAAAUCAAGAUAUUUCAACAAAUAUCACGUCACCUACUAAAAAAACCUCCAAUAUUUUAAAGGAAAACAAUGUUUUGAAAAAAUCACUACCUAUUGAAAAAAGUACUAAUUAUAAUAAGAAACAAAUUACUAAUUCCACAUUAAAACAAUACGGUAUUAUAUUUAAUGACCCCAUUUGCAAUAACAAUAUUGAUCAUAUAGUUGAUCUUUCUUUAUUGGAACUACUACCAAACAUCAACAGAAGUAUAUUACCGUCAGAAGAAUGGUCCAUUGAUUACCUUCCGAAACCAGAUGAGCCAAAGGAUGACAAAGUUUAUGAUAGGAUAGCCGCUGAGCUUGAAGAUCUUAUGUAUAACGAGAAACCUGAAGCAAAGGCUGAAGUCAUAGAAAAUAAAGUGGACGAGUUCCCAUCUAUAAUGGAUAUUCUUAAUGAUAACUCAACGGAAACACUACCAGAAACAAAAGAAAGUAGCACUUUAGAUAACUUACAAUCAAGUGAUGUUGAAGCAAUGCUUCUCGGCAAAGUAAACAAUGACAAAAUAAUGGAAGUCGACAAUACAGAUAUUAAUAAAAUUAUUGAAGAUGUAACUCAGUUUAAUAGCGAAAACAAAGCAGUAGAAGAAGAAAAUGUAAUGGUUAACUCGCACAGUCCAUCACUAUUAGAUGAAGCUCUACAAAAAGGUAUAGAAGAACAUCUGCCUAAUAACAUUGACAGUAAAGACACAAGCAUGCUUGAUGUGACUUUAAAAGAGAAUGAUAAUUGUGAGAAUGAAAACAAACCUGAAAUUGAGACAAGUGUUAAGCAAGAAAAUGUAACUAACAGUAAUGAUGAACAAAGUACUGAAAAUUGUACGUCAGUAGGUCCCGAAAAUGGUUUAAAAGUAGCUCCUACACCAAAAUUCGAAGACGUCACACAUGUAGUAUUUAAAAAGGUUAUAGAUGGAAAAUGUCAGAAAUCUGUAACAUGCCUUAGAAAUUUAAAAUAUAGCAUAGAAUUUGAAGAGAAAUCUAUAGAAUUUUUAGGUGCUCCUAAAUAUAUUUCAAGCUUAGAAGACUUACAGGUACUCUUACAGAUUGUAAACGAGACCAGCCUACAGAGUUUAUAUGUUCUAUAUUAG
This is a messenger RNA of Danaus chrysippus (African queen), 1440 nucleotides long. The record is from the annotation of a GenBank genome assembly. Lineage: Eukaryota; Metazoa; Arthropoda; Insecta; Lepidoptera; Nymphalidae.